UUGAUUAACGCCAGAUCCACCUUUAAGUCAGCCUCCUGCUACUACUGUACACCAGGGAUCGUGAGGAAAGGAGACAAGGAAAAAAAAAUAAUAGGUUUGCGAGAACAUCCCGUUCGUAAACAUUGGUGCUUACCCAUUGCCACGUCAAGCACCAACAACCAACAACAACCCUGUAACGGCCGAGAUCAAUACUUUCUAGCACGGGACUCGGUAUAUCUUAAGAUCGUUUAUCUUACGCGACAAUUUCAACUACACCUAUAACCACUAUAACCACGACGACGACGAAACCUAUUUCAUAACAUCGAAAGAGAGCAAGGUCCUACAAUAAUAUGUCAUCGGGAUUGACGAGACGUCGCGGAGCUGGCGGUGGUACCGCCACCGAUGAUAGUAAUGGAAUCAAUCGGUCCAACUCUUCCUCAAAUGUGCGCGACAGCGCCCCUGAAACGAGUUACGAGAAUAGCGAGAACGGUCACAAAAUUGCAUUCGACCCGCGUGAUAUUAGCGAAAGCGCCGAGCGCAGUAAACAACCCAAACUGACAUUGAUGGAGGAGAUUAUAUUGUUGGGACUUAAGGAUAAGCAGGGCUACCUCUCGUUUUGGAAUGAUAAUAUCAGCUAUGCAUUACGUGGUUGUAUCGUCCUCGAACUGGCCUUUCGUGGCCGCAUCAGCAUGCAAAAGGAUCCCUCUAGGCGGCGAUUCCCCCUCGCGGACCGGGCAAUCGAAGUCAUCGAUGACACGCUAACUGGCGAGGUACUACUAGACGAAGCUCUAAAGAUGAUGAAGCAGAGCGAGAAGAUGAGCGUAAGCUCAUGGAUCGACUUGAUGAGCGGCGAAACCUGGAACCUCAUGAAGAUUGGUUAUCAACUAAAGCAAGUCCGCGAGCGACUAUGCAAGGGCCUCGUCGAUAAAGGCAUCCUACGUACCGAGAAGCGCAAUUUCUUGCUCUUCGACAUGGCAACUCAUCCCGUGGCCGACGGCGGCGCGAAAGACGAGAUCCGACGGCGCGUUAGAAACGUUCUGACCCAGCGAACUGUCGUUUUGCCUGCAUCCCAAUUCCUACCCGAGAACCUCGAGUUCCGUUAUAUCCGAACCAUCUCCAUGGUUUGCGCCGCAUACGCUGCUAACGUCUUGGAGAAUGCCUUAAGCACGCUGGGCCAUGAAGCUCGGGAGAGGGCUUUCACGCAGACCGACGAGUUACUUGCUGAGUACUCACAGUGGCCAUUUGGAAGGAAGACUAGCUCUACCGGCAUUGGAGCCAACCUACCGCAGGUCAUAUCCGAGGAAAUCAAUAACGCUAAAGACAAGGAGCUCCAGCUUGAGGUUGUUGCCGCCUGUUUGAGCGUCUUUACCCGCCUCGAUUCGCUUCUAUAGACUUUGGGUUCGCCCACAUUAAUCCUUCUACUUAUACGAAACACGAUACGACCAGCAUCCAACCUCAUCGGCCUCACUCCCUGCCCUCUUGAUACAAACCAAUCUCCAACCCGGCAUUGUUUCGACAGUGUUGACACGGUCGAGGGCGCUCUUCUGGAUUAGGAAAGGGGUGAGAUUUAGGAACGUUUGCCACAGUGACUAUGGAACUGGACUGCGAAUGACACGGAGAGAGAUGGGGAGCACACUCGGAUGUGCUACUCCUCGCUAGGAUUCAGAUAGGAAUCCCAUGAGGGAAGAAAACGGGGGGAGGGGGGAGAGGAGAGCCAGACAAUUACGGUACAGGCAAGGAAUGGGUCAUGUCAUUU
Molecule: messenger RNA, 1735 nt
Organism: Daldinia decipiens
Lineage: Eukaryota; Fungi; Ascomycota; Sordariomycetes; Xylariales; Hypoxylaceae
Product: Golgi phosphoprotein 3
Exons: 4
Coding region: 330-1370 (346 amino acids)
Biological process (GO): Golgi to plasma membrane protein transport; retrograde vesicle-mediated transport, Golgi to endoplasmic reticulum; Golgi organization
Cellular component (GO): cytosol; trans-Golgi network; Golgi cisterna
Molecular function (GO): phosphatidylinositol-4-phosphate binding
Source: RefSeq, a predicted model, not a curated record